AUGGUGAUGUUCCUGUCGCGAAUUGAACGGCAGGCCCUGCUGGGCAUUGCCCUCUGUGUUGUCGUCAUUGCGAUCCUGCAUGAGGUCACACAACUGAAAGAUAUUGCAGAAAGCAUCCAGACGAAGAUUCUAGAGGACCACUAUUCGACCCUCGGGCUCCCAGCUGAUGCUACACCAGCUGAAAUUACCACUGGUUUCAAGCGUGCCAUGACGAAGCUCACAUCCAAGCAGCAGGCAGAUCAGCGGAAUCGAGCCAAAAUAAACGCUGCCCAUGAUGUCCUCUCCAAUUCAGCACUGAAAGCAGCUUAUGACAAAAACAGGAAAUUCGUGAAGCUCACCAGCUCAGUUCUGGCAUCAGCCUGUGUCGCUGUGCCCUUGCUGAUCCUAAUACGGUUCUGUUCCAAGAUGGCAUCUCGCUCAAAUCUUCAUCCCCAAAGCUUCUUGGGGCAGGUCACUACGAGCCUACAGAAGAUGGAAUUUGCCGUAGAGUUUCAGGUCAAGGCACAAGAUAGCUUGGGAGCCGAGCUGCAGAUGGAGAGGAACGGAACCAUGUUGAGGGUUCGUUCUACUAUCAGUGGUGGUUCUAUCUCGGAGCACAACCGCAAGGUGCAUGAUGAAGGCUGUCAUAGUGCUGGGAAAGGGAUGCUUUGGUGGAAUGCGCCAGUUCUCUGGGAGGGUGACAUGCUAGAGUCAGCAAAUGGAACGAAAGGUCAGGCAGCUGAGAUGCUGACAAUACUGAAAUCAACGGAAUCGCUGACCUUGCAGGUUCGAAGGUCUUGGGAGAAUGCCUUGGUGUGGCCGUGGAUUUGCGAAAGACGUGUGACAAAGCUGAACUCUGAGAGGUGGGGGUUAAACCUGCGAAAUGCGAGGGAUAGCAGCAACAGCUUGGAGGUCACCGAAAUCGUGGAAGAAGGUGGAAUUGCUCACUGGAAUGAGGCCAAUCCAGACUUGGCCAUUCGUGUAGGGGAUCGUUUGUUGGCAGUCGACCAAAGUGUUGGCCAGGGGCUCAGCAGAGGAACUCUUCGGACUUGGGACUUUAGUUCACACACGGGGCCAUGGCGGCCAUUCCUGAGGCUCAAAGGAUAUGCUGGCCGCUUUCGCAGAUUCACAUUCCAUUUGAUCAGAACUCAGUUUCUGUAA
This is a messenger RNA of Durusdinium trenchii, 1140 nucleotides long. The record is from the annotation of a GenBank genome assembly. Lineage: Eukaryota; Dinophyceae; Suessiales; Symbiodiniaceae.